Messenger RNA from Cucumis melo (muskmelon), 856 nucleotides. RefSeq lists its product as uncharacterized. NCBI's taxonomy places the organism in Eukaryota, Viridiplantae, Streptophyta, Magnoliopsida, Cucurbitales, Cucurbitaceae. The transcript has 2 exons. Bases 224 to 661 code for a protein of 145 amino acids. The record is from RefSeq and is a predicted model, not a curated record.
ACACAGAUCAUAGUAUAGUAUCUCUCGUGUACAUCUCAAAUAAGGCAUCCCGCGUGUACCUUUCACUGUACUCUUUAAACAUAUAAUACAAUACAAACCAAGUCGGCCAGAGGAAGACAAGACGGAAAGUGAAGCAGUCGACGCUGGCAAAACUAAAAAAUGAGAGGUCCACACCCACACUCCAUUCCCUUUCUCUUUUCUCUCCCCCCCUCAUUCCCCCUCUAUGCUCCUCUACCAAAGCGAUUACUCUACUCCAACCAACACACUUCUCUAUAUCUAUAAAUCCAAUAUCAAUUCCUCUACUUAUAUUAUCACAAGACUAGCUCACAACUUAAUCAAGUCCAUGGAUUUGAAUCCCCCUCUCUGUUGCCUAUGCGGCGACGUCGGUUUUCCAGCCAACCUCUUCCGCUGCACCAAUUGCUCCAACCGGUUUCAACACUCUUACUGUAGCAACUACUACAGCGGGGAAUCGGGUGAUGCAAUAAUUCGAGUAUGUGAUUGGUGCCGAAGUGAACAAAGAACCCGCCGUCCUGCUGCCUUUGCAACUACUACAUCCCAAAAGGAUCGAAAAAUUACUGAAAUAAGAAGCUCUGCCGCCGGACUGCCUUCCCCUCGCCCUGCUCCACGCCGAUACAAGCUUCUCAAAGAUGUCAUGUGUUAGACAAGUUUGAAUAUUUAAACCAAUCAAAAAUACCCUUUAUCAUUUUUCAUUUUCUUACUUACUUUACACACGCACACACACAAACACAUGUAUAUCUUAAUCUAAUCCUGUAUGUAUGUGUAUGUCGCUCGAUAAGCUUCAUGCGGCUCUCUGUAAUUUAUAAUUUGAAGUUUGAAGAUAAUGAACUUUUAAAUA